This is a messenger RNA of Cricetulus griseus (Chinese hamster), 4845 nucleotides long. The record is from RefSeq and is a predicted model, not a curated record. NCBI's taxonomy places the organism in Eukaryota, Metazoa, Chordata, Mammalia, Rodentia, Cricetidae.
UCAGAUUGUCUACAGUGCAAUUAGACAGGCCUCAUUGAGAAGGUAACGUGAAGGAGCCAUGCAGAAGUUCUGAACAGAGCAUUCCAGCAAGGGGUGGUGAUGGCUCAGAUGGAACAUGUCUGAGGAUAGUGAGCAAAGAGAAGACUAGUGGAACUUGGAGAACUUUGGUGACUGUCAGGUCUCCCCUUGGACUUUGUACAGCUAUGAAACCUACAUAGUGGGGUGCCACGAUGCUUCUCCUGUUGGCCAUAUGAGGAUGAGGAGAAGUUGGCUUUGGAGUGCUGGGAUCCUGAGCGAUUGCUAAGCACUCGGUGCGCCCAGCCUACCUUCUGGAGAGCCCACAACACAAUGAACAAACUGACCUUCCAUAACAACAGAGUCAUGCAGGACCGCCGCAGUGUUUGCAUUUUCCUUCCCAAUGAUGAGUCCCUGAACAUCAUCAUAAAUGUUAAAAUUCUGUGUCAUCAGUUGCUGGUCCAGGUGUGUGAUCUGCUCAGGUUAAAGGAUUGUCACCUGUUUGGUCUCAGUGUUAUACAAAAUAAUGAACACGUAUAUAUGGAGUUGUCACAAAAGCUUUAUAAGUAUUGUCCAAAAGAAUGGAAAAAAGAGGCCAGCAAGGUACGACAAUACGAAGUCACUUGGGGUAUUGACCAGUUUGGGCCUCCCAUGAUCAUCCAUUUCCGGGUGCAGUACUAUGUGGAGAAUGGAAAACUAAUCAGUGACCGAGUUGCAAGAUACUAUUAUUACUGGCACCUGAAGAAACAAGUCCUGCACUCUCAGUGCGUGCUCAGAGAGGAGGCCUACUUCCUGCUGGCCGCCUUUGCACUGCAGGCUGAUCUUGGGAACUUCAAAAGGAACAAGCACCGUGGAAAGUACUUUGAGCCAGAGGCUUACUUCCCAGCAUGGGUUGUUUCCAAGAGGGGGAAGGAGUACAUCCUGAAGCACAUUCCAAACAUGCACAAAGACCAGUUUGCACUGACGGCCUCCGAGGCGCAUCUGAAAUACAUCAAAGAGGCAGUUCGACUGGAUGACGUUGCCAUCCAUUACUACAGGCUAUACAAGGAUAAAAGGGAAGUUGAAGCUUCACUGACUCUGGGAUUGACCAUGCGGGGAAUACAGAUUUUUCAGAAUCUAGAAGAAGAGAAACAAUUGCUGUAUGAUUUCCCCUGGACAAAUGUUGGGAAGUUGGUGUUUGUGGGCAAGAAGUUUGAGAUUUUGCCCGAUGGCCUUCCCUCUGCCAGGAAGCUGGUCUAUUACACAGGGUGUCCCACACGCUCCCGGCAUCUCCUGCAGCUGUUGAGCAAUAGCCACCGCCUGUACAUGAACCUGCAGCCGGUCCUGCGCCACCUCCGCAAGCUGGAGGAGAACGAAGAGAAAAAGCAGUACCGGGAAUCCUACAUCAGCGACAACCUGGACCUUGACAUGGACCAGCUGGAAAAGCGAUCCCGUGCCAGCGGAAGCAGCGCCGGCAGCGUGAAGCAUAAGCGCUUAUCCCGCCACUCCACGGCCAGCCACAGCAGCUCCCACACCUCGGGCAUCGAAGCCGACACUAAGCCCCGGGACCCAGGGCCAGAAGACAGCUGUUCAGGCAGCGCCAUGCACCGCAAGCUGAAGACCUGCAGCUCCAUGACUAGCCAUGGCAGCUCCCACACCUCAGGGGUGGAGAGCGGCGGCAAAGAGCGCCUGGAAGAGGACUCUCAGGAUGAUGGUAACUUCCGUUGCUGCAGCUUUUCCCACGUUGGUCCAGUAGAGUUAGAAUCUGAAAUAGAGAUGCUGGUUGAUGACCCCACGGACCUGGAGCCCAUGACAGAGGAAGUCAGCCCUGACGUGUGCAUCUACAUCACAGAGGACAUGCUCCUGUCAAGGAAGCUGAAUGGACACUCCGGGUUAAUUGUGAAAGAAAUCAGUUCUUCCACCUCCAGCUCUUCAGAAACGGUUGUUAAGCUUCGUGGACAGAGCACCGACUCUCUUCCACAGACAAUAUGCCGAAAACCAAAGACUUCCACCGAUCGACAUAGCCUGAGCCUUGACGACAUCAGACUGUACCAGAAAGACUUCCUGCGCAUCGCAGGCCUGUGUCAGGACACUGCUCAGAGUUACACUUUCGGGUGUGGACAUGAACUGGAUGAGGAUGGCCUCUACUGCAAUAGCUGCUUGGCUCAGCAGUGCGUCAACAUCCAAGAUGCUUUCCCGGUUAAAAGAACCAGCAAAUACUUUUCUCUGGACCUCACUCAUGAUGAGGUCCCAGAGUUCGUUGUGUAAGUUCCACCUGCGGGCAGCCCUGCGGGCAGUCGCUGUCUGCUGGAGGCUGUGGAGUCCGAGGUUCUUUACAUAUUAUUUGUGCCAUAUUUUUUCACCCCAAACUUAGCUCUUUCUUUAUAAUAUCCAUGAUGGAAACAAAAGCCUUGGGACAAUGCACUUUAAGUAUUAUGCAGAGGUAAAAGAUACACAGAAUGUAAAAAGACAAGUGCGCCCGGAUGUUUAUUGACCCUUCGGGAAGAAGUGUGCUUUAUAGUUUACCCAGCUUCCAGACUGUUAGGUUGUGGUGUGUGUGUGUGUUCAUCUCUUGUUUUCUAGCUCAAAUACAUGUUUAUCACGUGGAAGAUGUCAGGCAUAUCUGUUUGCUUGUGAAUUUUUUUUCUAGCCACUCCCUCAUGGAGUGCUUGCGGUUUGAGGGAGGACAGAGGGAAGUUCUCGCUUCUUUUACUGAGAGCCGUUCUUAGUCCGUAGCCAUUGCUGCCCCAUAGAGGUUGGCCCAAAAUGAACUCUGAUGGUGGAAGUCUAUGGUUCUAGCCAAAGAUGUGUAUGUAACGGAAGUGCAACUCAGAGCCCAGAAGACGUGUGCUGGGACUCCUUUACACCCUGACAGUGCCACGCCCACUGCUCUGUUCUUCCAGGAAGCUCUAGGGUUCACCUGUGUUCAUGACAUGGUGCAUUUUGUGGAGUUUACAAAGCUGAUAUAUGUUAAAAACAAUGGAAAUGUCUUAGAAAAAGUUUGUUUGGUGGUAUUUUCUUUGUUGUGUUUUUAAUGAUGGCAAACAAAUGGCAAUGCUAGUUUCUGCUUUAAAAAGAUACCCUAACUGUAUGUAUAUGUUAUACAUACAUAGUUACAUGGGACUAUAUGUGUUUAUAUGUGUUUAAAGCUGACUCUUCAUUUGGACUUCCAUGUAUGCCUUGCACAGAUAGAAUUCCUUGUUGAAUGUUGAGGAUACGUUACAGAAAGAAUGGUAGCCACAGACAAUCAGUUGAUAAAUGUAGAGUUAAGAGUGACUUUCCUUGUGUGCCUUUGGCCAAGAUUCUCAACCCUGAUUGCAUAAGACUUAUCUGGGGAGCUUUUCAAACAAGCCUGGGUCCAACCCCGGGCCAACUUAAAUCAGUCUCUUGUGGGUAGGGCCCAGGUAAAAUUGUCUUUUCUUGUAAAGUUAACCAGGUAGAAGUAGUGCACAGUAGAAUUGGAGCCCACUGAUCCAAGAGUGUCUUUUUAUUAGUUUUGAAAUAGAAGUCUGCAGAGGAUAUUAGUGAUUGUGAAUGGGCCAUUUUUAAGACAGUUACUGCCCUGCUGCUGUUACAGUGUCUAAUGAAAGCAACCAGGAGAAUGAGUUUAUCAACUUGAUAUGCAGUGAAAAUGUUGCUCGCACUUCAGGAGAGAACUUCAUAGCACAAUGUCUUUCUAAGGGAUGUUUUUAAUGAUUUAGUAUUUUACAGCAUUUGUUUACCAUAUUUUGAUACUCCAUUUUUGCUAUCUGCCAGGUUUUAUUAAAAAACAAAAACUAUGUAUUAUUUUCUAAAGAAACUCAUAUUUUUGUACAAAAUUAUGUUUUCAAGUAACGAAGAAAUAGAUUUAGGGUACAGCAGAACAUAGGCAGUGUUCCCUGUGGAUGGGAGUCAGUGUUACAGAACUGGCGGCAGCCACAAGCCCGCCCCACCAUGCUGCCCUCCUGUGUGGGCACAGUUUCAACCAGAAUCUCACCCAGUAGCUCUCACCUGACCCUUUACAAAGAAGAAAAAACGUUCUGUGGUCAUGACAUUAUUUUGCUUUUGUGGAAUGCUUUUAGAACAACCAAAGUUUCUGAUACCAGAAUGUAACUCAGUCUCCUUGCGGAAGGAUGAAAGUUGAAGGGAUGACUUAAUGACUUCUUUUGCUUAUGAGUCAUUGCAUAACCUCACCACUUUUUCUUAGAGGCUUAGGGGCCAGACCCUGGUGAAGUUGGCACUCUCAAGAACCCAGAUUGCCAUGUUGUGUGUUUGCACAGCCCUCAGCAUCAUUUGCAAAUACAAAGAUUAAAAAAUUGCUUAAUUGAGCAGGUAUGCUCUAUACUGUUUUCCUCUCUGCUCCAGAAUCCAGUCUCCAGGGUUCUGCCAGUGGCAUUGCUUUUCAUCACUCUCCUUCGGCUGGAAUUUGGGAAUGAAUAGCCUUACGGAUUUUCAAAGAUGAAACCUGCUAGGGAACAUUUUUAACUCUCCGAUUCAUGGUAGAAUUGUGCAAAGAUAUGUAUGUGAAAAUCCACUUUGAAUAAUUGACAUUUUUGUAUUGGGAAAUCGUUUUUAAAAAUAAAGGAAAAGAAAAGUAUACAGCUGUUAUUUAUGCUGCAUUUGUUAACAUGUCCGUUGCUGGUUAAUACACCGGUUUGGUCUAUGUCACUGCUCCACGUCAUCUGCAUUUGUAUUUGCAACAGUGAGCUUUAUAUCUAAGUAAGCUGUAAAUAAUCCUUUCUGUGAAAGGAUCCUCAUGUUGGGAUGAUACUGAAAUAUGUUUAAAAAAAACUUGCAUUAUUUUGUAAUUAUUUCUUAUAGGUGUUUCAUGGUAAGAUCAGCAGUCAAUAAAGUUAACUUUUUGGCCUUUAA